Messenger RNA from Grammomys surdaster, 1308 nucleotides. It is a transcript of the gene Pate3, whose product is annotated as prostate and testis expressed 3. Bases 98 to 394 code for a protein of 98 amino acids. The transcript is spliced from 3 exons. The record is from RefSeq and is a predicted model, not a curated record. NCBI's taxonomy places the organism in Eukaryota, Metazoa, Chordata, Mammalia, Rodentia, Muridae.
ACCUGGACUUUGCUAGCUUCCCUGUAGAAGGGCUAGCUGUCAGACCUGUGCUUGCAGCCCUUUCUAGCUUUGCUCCACACAAGGCAUCUGGGUCCAAAUGAACAGAUACUUCUUGCUGCUCUUCUCUCUCUUCUGUCUCAUAGUGGAAGCCGCAUCACUGAAAUGUGUAACAUGCCACCUCCGCACACAGUCAGACCACUGCAGAAGAGGCUUUGGUGUUUGCCUUGCUCAGAAGCAUGAAGUGUGCAUGAGCUUAAGGAUCUACUCAAAUGGCACUCUCCAGAUAUCAUACAUGGUGUGUCAGAGAUUCUGCAAGAAUUUGACAUACAAUCUCAACAAUCGGACUUAUGUUCAUAAAUGUUGCAACUAUGACUUUUGUAACUUCAGACCCUAAGAUACUCCCCCAACCUCAUUCUAGAAGGUCCCAGAUGUUUUUCUUCUUUCACACUCUGCUUAGCCUGCCUUUCCACUCCAUAUGCAUCAAGGACGCCCCUGCUCCAUCUCCAUCAUUCUUCCUGCUUCCUUCACCUUGGACCUUAAGCUGAGCAGGCGAUGAUGGUUUUAAACAAUAGAUUUCUCCUAGUACUACAAUUGGCAUCUUUAUCCACUAAAGGACCUGUCUAAAGAGACUCUGAACAGUAAGUAAGAUGUGAAAAGGAAUGAUCCUCACACUCUUCAUUAACUUAGAUAGUUGAGGUAGACCAGAAAGACUUCAGUGGAAAAUUCACAAAUAUUUUUAACUGAACCAUGAAGCACCACAUGGAUAAGCAAAAAUAGGAUAAAAUGGAGGUAAACACUGAAGGUUUUGCUCUGUGAAUGCAAAGUUGUUUCCUUUGCUUUCCAUUUCAGACUCAGUCAUUCUGAUUUUCUUGGCAACUAAAGUACAUGCUCACACUUGUUCACAGGGCAUAGUAAACACAAGACUCCACACCUCUGUGGCAGUCCCGGAUUAAAUAAGGCCAUGAAUAUUCUUCUACAGAUAUAUGUCAAUAGCAUAUUUUAUCACACUUAGUCUCUUUCUUUUCCUAAGCUUUCUCCAUCCCUUUCAUCCUUUGCCAACCAUCUCUUCACCUUCCAUUGCUACAUGCACUCUCCCAUUAAAUUUGGGCUGUCCUUCAAAUCUUUUCCCAAUAUGUCCCAUGGCCCAUGAGCUGUAUAACCCAGAGCAGACAGUCUUUAAGAGUUCCUCUUUUGUGGUAUAAAUCGGUCAUACUCGGAGACAGCUUUUUCCUUCCCAGGGUAUCUCCCAUGAGCCUUAGGUCAACAUGUAGAACACAUAAUUGACCUAGUACUGCUAUUAAUAAAAAA